Molecule: messenger RNA, 1338 nt
Organism: Bradysia coprophila
Lineage: Eukaryota; Metazoa; Arthropoda; Insecta; Diptera; Sciaridae
Source: RefSeq, a predicted model, not a curated record
UGAAACUCUCGUGUAAAAGUGUUUUUUUUUUGGGAGGUGAACGAUGAAAUCGAAAGUGGUGGUACAAGAUCUAUCGCAAAAUAAUAAUCCGAAAAAAAUUUGCUGAACUCAUUCAUAUUUGGCGUAGAAAUUGUAUAUAAAGAUGUGGAGCAUAGUACAUUUGUUACCAUUCAAUCAAUAACAAUCAUCUAUUCAACUAAAAGAAAUGGCAUUUAAGAUUGUCUGCACAUUGGCUGUUUUGACUGUAGCAGCGGUCAGCGGCGGUUUCAUCGAUGCUCCUGGACAUUUAGCAUAUACCGGACAUUCCCAUCAACAUGAAUACGCUCCAGUAGCAAAGUUUGCUUACUCAGCACCAUCGGUCAAUCACGUUUACAGCACUGUUAAAGACAUUUCACACACACCAUUCCACCAUUACACUGCUCCAGCUCAUGAAAGUGUUCAGUACGCUCCCGUUCACAAAUCAGUGGAAUACACACCAGUCGUCCACAAAACCGUUCAGUACGAUCACCAUUCAACGCCAUCCCAUACAUUGGCCUAUCCAGUUCAAAAGGCUGUUUCCCACGAAAGUGUUCAAUACGCACCGAUUCACAAAACAGUGGAAUAUACACCAGUCGUUCACAAGACCGUUCAAUACGAUCACCAUUCAACCCCAUCGCAUACAUUGGCCUAUCCAGUCCAAAAGGCUGUAGCUUAUGCUCCAAUUGCUAAGACUAUUUCUUAUGCAACACCUGUAGUACACCAUCAUGAGCCAACUUAUCAACACACUCAUGAAAGCGUCGAACGUAACCAUGCUGGCACUGUGUCCCAUUACGGUAAAACUGUGUCCACCCCACAUUCCCAUGUCCAAAAAUACGAUACCCGUGUCACAAAUGAACAAUACAAAGUAGCUGCAGUACCAGCUGUUCACUAUAAGGUUCAUGAAGUUCCUCAAGUUCAUCAUUACACACACUCGAAACCAAUCGGUCUUGAAUACAGUCAACCAGCCCCAGUCCAACAAUACGUUCAUUCGACUCCCGUGCACCAACACUACAGUCACUCGGCUCCAGUCCAACAGCAUCAUCAACAUUCCGCUCCAGUUCAACACUACAGUCAUUCCGUUCCAACUCAACAAUACGCACACGCUGCUCCAGUAGUUUCUUACAAUAAGGCUGUUAACUACUCACCCGCCGAAGCUGUGUCACACACAAGUUUCCAUUCCAACGAUGCUAAAUAUGAAUGGUAAGUGAAUAUCACACGUGGAUCGUGCUGCAGUUAUCUAAUCUUAAAUUCAUUGUGAUGAUUUGAUGUUGUAAUCGUCAGAAAUUGAUUGAAUAAAAUUUAUUUAUUUAUUUAUUCAAA